Cornus florida is the source of this 1454-nucleotide messenger RNA. RefSeq names its product sufE-like protein 1, chloroplastic/mitochondrial. NCBI's taxonomy places the organism in Eukaryota, Viridiplantae, Streptophyta, Magnoliopsida, Cornales, Cornaceae. The coding region runs from base 231 to 1301 and encodes 356 amino acids. The record is from RefSeq and is a predicted model, not a curated record. The transcript has a single exon.
GUGUGAAUUAGUCGGCUUAUCUUUUUGGCGAUACAGUCGGUGCCAAAAAAUAGUUUUCCUUUCAGAAACAAAUUUAACGGUGUUCUUGAAAGCAUUGCAAUUUGGGCAAAAUCGCAGAAAGAUUUUUCUGUUCACCAAAUCCAACUGUUCAUCUCUCGUCGCGCGUGUGCAGACACAGGAAUUCUUCCGAGAGUCGGAACGCGAGUUUGAAAUCUGAUCUCACCGAAGCCAUGUCGGUUUCUGUUUCGUUCCGUCUAUUAUCCACCAAAUUCCCACAAUCUCUUCUCCACCCCAAAGCCCCAAUCUUCAAAACCCUAAUUCUGUCAACGCCACCAAUGCCUACGAAACUCUCAUUCUUUAAAUCAAUCUCAAUCCAAAGAAUACCCACCAAACCUCCUUCUUCAUCACCACCAUCAUCUUCAACCUCUGUUCCUCUUCAACCCAUUGAAGAACUCCCUCCAAAGCUCCAAGAGAUCGUCAAGCUCUUCCAAGCUGUACAAGAACCCAAGGCCAAAUACGAACAGCUCUUGUUCUAUGGUCGAAAUUUAACACCACUCGAUACCCAGUUCAAGACUAGCGAGAACAAGGUUCAGGGUUGUGUCUCUCAAGUCUGGGUCAGAGCCUACCAUGACUCGGACAAGAACGUGGUCUUUGAAGCCGAUUCCGAUUCAGUUCUCACCAAGGGACUCGCUGCUUUGCUCGUUCAGGGUCUUUCUGGUCGUCCCGUUGAAGAAAUUUUGAGGGUUUCGCCCGAUUUUGUUGUGUUGCUUGGGUUGCAACAGAGUCUGACGCCUUCGAGGAAUAAUGGGUUCUUGAAUAUGUUGAAAUUGAUGCAAAAGAAGGCCUUAAAUCUAUAUGUUGAGGCUGAGAAGGCUGGUGGAUUGGGUGGCGAAAGCUCAGUUGGAAGCUCAAAUUCAAGCCCACGGAUUGAUGUUAAAACCGGGGAGUCGAUGAUUGGAGUGAGUUCUGAAGUGACCAUUGAUGAUUCGAGAUCAAAAGGUGGUGAUGGUGUUGCUUUGGGGAGUAGAGGAGAGAGAAUUAAGGAGAAAUUGGAGAGAGACCUUUGCCCUAUUGAAUUGAUGGUAGAAGAUAUAUCUUAUCAGCAUGCUGGGCAUGCCGGUGUCAGAGGAAGCAAUGGCGAGACGCAUUUCAAUGUGAAAGUUGUUUCAAAGGAGUUUGAAGGGAAGAGCUUGGUUAAGAGGCAUAGACUAAUAUAUGAUUUAUUGCAAGAUGAGUUGCAGAGUGGACUACACGCAUUGUCAAUUGUGGCAAAGACACCACAUGAGGUUGAUAAUAAAUGAAGAGUUUUCAAACAAGAGGUUUUCUUUUACUUUCUUUUUAUUCAUUAUGUCAGCCUUUUAUAUAGUGUGUUUCAAGUUCUUUAUGUAAGUGAAGUCUGGUGUUUGAUCUUCAAAGUUCAAAGGACUUGCAUAUAAUUGAGCUCAAUAUUUCUA